GUUUUAUAUCAACAAUGAAUAUGGUAACGUGUCAAAAUGGCCGAUCUGAACAAGGAGCUGAACGAGUAUCUUUUAAGCAACAAAAAUGAAAAGCAAUUCAAAAUUCCGAUACCCUCGGUCACGUUACCUAAACCAACUUUGGGGAAAUGGUUCGGUGGAAAUGGCGAACAGAAUAAGGAGGAAGCAGGAUGGUUUAAGGAGACUCAAAAAGACUGCUGUCCUAGUAUGACAAGACUGCAAAGACUUACAGCAUUCGCACUCUGUUUUUUCAUGGGUAUUCUUUGCUUUUGCUUGUCAGCAAUCUACAUUCCAGUAUUAUUGCUAAAAGCAAGGAAAUUUGCCCUAUUAUAUUCGCUGGGGAGUUUAUUCUUUCUUAUGAGUUUCUGCUUUUUGUGGGGUCCUAUGAAUUAUCUCAAAUCCCUGUUUACAGUCGAACGUAGGUGUUUCACUAUGACAUACUUCGGGACACUCUUUGGUACGCUCUACUUUGCUUUACACUUGCAGUCUACACCCUUGACAGUGCUUUGUGCUGUUCUACAACUCAUUGCCAUGCUGUCGUUCUUGGUAAGUCAUAUUCCUGGAGGUACAACAAGCCUUAUGUUUUUUACAAGAAUGUUUAAGUCUUCUGUAAGUUCAACGUUGCCUGUGUGAUAGUUCUAUUGUAAAAUUGCUGUAUAACAAUAUACUUCUGAUGGCUCCUUGCAUCUGAUAUCAAA
Cephus cinctus (wheat stem sawfly) is the source of this 716-nucleotide messenger RNA. Its product is annotated as protein transport protein SFT2. Gene Ontology annotation, cellular component: membrane. The record is from RefSeq and is a predicted model, not a curated record. Gene Ontology annotation, biological process: vesicle-mediated transport. The coding region runs from base 37 to 651 and encodes 204 amino acids. The transcript is spliced from 3 exons. NCBI's taxonomy places the organism in Eukaryota, Metazoa, Arthropoda, Insecta, Hymenoptera, Cephidae.